GAAGAAAAAGAAGAAGUAGAAUUAGAGGAAGAGUCGGUAAACUUUUAAGUCCAGAGAUGGACUUUUGUUUUCGGUGUUUUUAACUGAUAAGGUCAGGCAAGAGAAGCAGAGGUCAAGGAAACAAAAGCACAAGAAAGCAAGCUGCCAGUACCAGUAACCCAAAGAGGCGUGAAAUGGAGGAGAAGGUGCAUACAAGUGGAAGGGGGAUUUCUGAAGAGGGAAGUAAGGACAAGAAAGAAGAGACUCCCAUACUACCUGCAGGUGACUUUUUCACCAAUUCCAUAGAGAAGAAAAUUGUGGACAUUAAGCAAGAGGACUGUGAAUGGGAAACUGCCUAUCAUCAGCAGCAGAGGCCCAAUGUUAAGGAGGACGAUUGUGAAUGGGAGAUUAUAGGUAUGAAGAAAGAGACUGACACACAAAACAAUAAAAUUAUGAGCCGUGUCAAGAAAGAAGACCUUAAAUCUGAGCAGGACUCACAGUAUAUCUUUUCAAAUGAAGAGGUGACUGGAUUAGGCUCUACUCCAAAGACGAGCCUCUCCCUGCAAGAUUAUUCAACCUUUGUGAAGUCAGAAUCAUUAGAGUCUGAUAGAAGGAAAAUGGAGGGAGCAUCAAGCUCUGAAAAUCCUCAGGAAGAUUUACAGCACAGUGUCUUCUCGUCUACAACUCCUGAGCACAAUCUUCGGCAUAGACCACAGCACACACUACACAAUGAAAACCUGAAGAUGUCAACAUCUGGAUCAGAGAGUUCCUCACUGGCCUCUUUGCAGUGCAGUUCCCCAACAGUUAAAAAACUAGUGAGUAUCGGUGACUUGAGCACUCAUCAGCAGGAGAAGAAUACAAAAUUGACAAUGUCCAGUUUCUGGAAGGAGAAUGGAACAAGUAUUAAAAACAAACCUAAGAUUAAAACUCGUACAAAAGCCCAACAGAAGCCACAUUGCUGUUUGGAAUGUGGGAAACAAUUCACUCACAGCAACAGUCUUCAGAGGCACACGAGAAUUCACACUGGAGAAAAGCCAUAUUGCUGUCGAGAAUGUGGCAAACGAUUCCUCAGGAAAAGCCAGCUUCUUAGCCACUCAAGAAUUCACACGGGUGAGAAGCCGUUUAGCUGUUCUGAAUGUGGCAAGCAGUUUUCCCAUAGCAGCACUCUUCAAUCACACAAAAGAUUUCACACUGGAGAAAAACCAUAUUGUUGUCCAGAAUGUAGCAAAAUAUUUUCUGAGAGCAGUAGCCUUAGGACCCACUUGAGAAUUCAUACUGGAGAAAAGCCAUAUUGCUGUUCUGAAUGUAGCAAACUAUUUUCUGAGAGUGGUAGCUUUCGAACCCACUUAAGAAUUCAUGCUGGAGACAAGCCAUUUUGCUGUCUUGAAUGUGACAAACAAUUCUCUGAUAGGAGCAGUCUUCGUAGCCAUUCAAGAAUUCACACUGGAGAGAAACCAUUUUGCUGUCCUGAAUGUGGCCAUUCAUUCGCUUCUAGUAGCAAUCUCCAGGCCCACAUCAGAAGACACACUGGGGAGAAACCUUAUUGCUGUUCUGAAUGUGGCAAACGAUUUACCCAUAGUAGUGCUUUACAAAAACACAAAAGAUUGCACACUGGAGAGAAGCCAUAUUGUUGUCCUAAAUGCAACAAACUAUUUUCUGACAAAAGUAACCUUCGGAUACACUUAAGAAUUCACACUGGGGAUAAGCCAAUUUCCUGUCCUGGAUGUGACAAACGAUUCUAUGACAGGAGCAGUCUUCGUAACCAUGCAAGAAUUCACACUGGAGAGAAACCAUUUUCCUGUCAAGGAUGUGGCAAACAAUUUUCUCAUCGUAGCUGUAUCCAGGCACACAUCAGAAGUCAUGCUGGAUGCAAUCCAAGAUAUACCAUAUGUGGAACAAAACAACAGAAAUAGUGUUAGUGUCUUGACUGAACUGUCAUGACUAAAGAAGGGGGUUCACUCCCAUCUUAAUAUAAAGCAAAACCAGAAAGUUUGGAGAAAUGAAUCCCGAGAGAAGCCAUACUGCUCUUCUGCAUACGGCAAACGAUUUAUCCAAAGUAGCAGCCUUCAAAUGCACCUUUGGACUUACGAGGGGCAGUCAAAACAUUCAUGGAAUGUGAUAUAGAGCUGCAGUGCCGCUAGCGUAUCUGAAGCUGAUUUUCCCCAUUUGCACAUGAACUUGACGUUAUCACGUUGUUCGAACUGCGACAUUGCGCUGAAUGACUAUGCACACAUCUGACUCAAAUGGUAAUUAAAACAAUACUACAUGAAGAAACCAAUCCAGACCUGUUGUAACUGGUCUACAGAUGUGCUGCGCUCCCCUCCACAACGAUGUGUGCGUAAUCUGAUCACUCACUCUCCCGCUAUAUCACAUUGCCGGGAACUUUUUGACUGCCCUUCGUAUACCAUAUGUGGCAAAUGAUUCCCCAGCAACAACCAAAUUGAGAGCUACAAAAAACCCACAAAUGAUUGAUGCCAAAUUGUUGUGAUGAUACAAACGCCCUGGCAAGGGUCCACUUCAGAAGUACAAAUUCAUGUUACAUGACCAAGCUGUGUGAGAGGAAGUUGCAAGGAAGAGAUGAGUCUCUUUCUAGUUUUGGUAGAAUACCAUGACAUGGAGGACCCUGUCCUAUUGAAAGUUUCACCUUGAUGGCAUGUGAUGUACACUGAAUUGAAUUAAACUGUAUAAAAGAUUUGUAUAGUGGCAUCUGCCUUUCAGGAUUAAAAGGUUGUCGGUGCCAGCACCAGUGCAACAGGAAUGGUUAAAAUGGCAUUAGCUAUGCAACAUUUCAGCCAAAGAAAAUAUCCCUGGUGGAUAUCAGUCCUGGCUGAGAUUCUUACUGGCACUACUGCAAAUGUAAAACAGUAGUGAAACAAUCUAAACAUUCAGUGAGGAGAAGAUACAGUCCAGUGGUUAACCAAAGAUUCGUACAAAAAGAGUUUGUGCAAAAAUGUACUUUACUUUUGUUAUUGAUAGUAAUUCUCUAAUUAAGAUAACUGAAGGGGUUUGAGUUUAAGAUCUUAAUUUGCAAUCGUUAAAGCAAAAGAAUGAGCAAUCCCGCAGCAGCACGUCCAUUUUCAUUUGACUUUGUCUUCAACUAGACUGAUGGCAGGUUGCGUCACUGUGCGUGUGUUCAGACUACCCAUAAACCAUUGCAAAUGUUUUGGAUUGCAUUGGCACUGAUCCUUAAAGUUGUAUAAACUACAAAAGAAAUAGGAUCAGCAGUGAGUGCAUAUCUGUAAUAAAGUAAAUCCUCAGGAGCUCCGGAACUAAAUUCAGCCUAUCAACCCGUAGUAAUCCUCUACUUCCCCACCAGCUUUACAGUUAACCAUUUAUUUGUCAAAGAAAAGAUUUACACAAACAACUCACUGAACAAGCAACUGCUGCAUGGGCCUUGACUGACAAAUGUACAUACCAAUGUGGCCUUAACAGAAGAUAAAUCUAAUUUGAAGAUAAAACUGGAAAGUUGCAAGCAACGUACAUCAGGAUACUGCACUUAAUAAAACAUGGAUGAAGUAUUAUUUAAUUUCAGUUGUCAAAGUUUCAAGAGGCAUAAUAAAAAUGCAGUUAAUAUAAAUAUAAUUAAAAUGUAACCAGUUUUUAAUGUAAAGAAAUGUGAUUUGAUUUUGUUGUCUCAGGGUAUGGACAAUGAUGUUGCAAUUUUAUAUUUUCUCAUUGUACUUGAAUUGUACAGUUACAUUUAAGUGUUAGAUGGAGACUCCAGCAUCCUUGAUCUUGUGUGAUCUUGUGGACUUUAAUGUCUUUCUGUUCGAUGGUCUCUUGUUUGAGCCCAUUGGCUGAAGUGACUCCUGCUUUCACUGCCUUGUUUUGAGAUACUUAGGUUUGUACUAUUUUUGUGUUUAUAGCUUUGUCUCUGCUUUGUAUUUUUAAGUUUGGAAACAGUUUU
Polypterus senegalus (gray bichir) is the source of this 3886-nucleotide messenger RNA. Its product is annotated as gastrula zinc finger protein XlCGF26.1-like. The transcript is spliced from 3 exons. Lineage: Eukaryota; Metazoa; Chordata; Cladistia; Polypteriformes; Polypteridae. The coding region runs from base 174 to 1892 and encodes 572 amino acids. The record is from RefSeq and is a predicted model, not a curated record.